GGAAGCCUGAGCAACAGAGAGCCACGGAUAACUGUCUGCUUUGUUUUCUUUGCUUUCCCGUUCUCCCUGCAAAACUCAAGAGGAAAUCAUGCAGAUCCCUGCACGGCCUCAUGGACCCUACGGAUUUUCAGUGCGUCCCCAGGCUGCUCUCCACCCGGACUAUGCCAGCAGUGCGUGUGUGGCCACGCACAAUCCAGCAAAACCCAGCGCGGGGAAAUCGUUCACCAUCGACGCACUUCUCGCCAAGCCUGACAACACCAAGACGAGUCCAUUUCAGGGCUCACUGAACCCUGCGCCAACGCCACCAGGUCUCUUUCUCCAUGCCGGACAGAUGUGUCCUCCACUUCCUCACUACCUGUACAGCCCGGCUAUGAUGCACACCCAAUCCAGCUACCCAGUCUACUGCUGUCCGCCCUACGGAUACCAGACAACAUGCCCAGGAACUGUUUACUCACAAGGUAAGCAUGGAGGUGCCACACUGUCUAAAGCAGGAGUUCACUCGCACUACAAGCACAAAGGAGGGAAAUCAAAGCGGAUGCGCACCAGCUUCACCAACGAGCAGCUGUCCCGCUUGGAGAAGGAGUUUGCGCGCCAGCAGUACAUGGUGGGAUCAGAGCGCUUCCUGCUCGCAUCCGCACUCCAGCUCACCGAGGCGCAGGUCAAAGUGUGGUUCCAGAACAGGCGCAUUAAGUGGAGAAAGCAGAGUCUUGAGCAGCAGCAGGCCAAACUUGCCAAACUGGGACUCGCGGUUCCUCCCAAAAGCCCUGGAUCUCAAGGCCGGGAGGAUGAGGGAGACGAGGACGAGCACGAUUUCACAGAGGACUCAGAUGUUGACAUCGAUGACUCCCUGCACGCCUGAGAAGCGUUACAGUGACUUUACCAGCCAACACUGCUUUUUGUACAUAUUUGGAAUGCUACAUAUUUUGUAGUACCACCUUUUGUAUAAAAGAAAAAAGAAAAGAAAAAAUCCAAUAUAUUUAAGUAAUAGAUAGCUAUAUAUUUAAGACCUUUCUGUAUUAUUGCUCUUAUCAGAGUACAGUUCCUUCCUUUGUACACGUUUGUAUGGAUGAAAUAAA
Molecule: messenger RNA, 1076 nt
Organism: Pangasianodon hypophthalmus (striped catfish)
Lineage: Eukaryota; Metazoa; Chordata; Actinopteri; Siluriformes; Pangasiidae
Gene: noto
Product: notochord homeobox
Exons: 3
Coding region: 89-859 (256 amino acids)
Biological process (GO): regulation of DNA-templated transcription; central nervous system development; neuron differentiation
Molecular function (GO): DNA-binding transcription factor activity, RNA polymerase II-specific; DNA binding
Source: RefSeq, a predicted model, not a curated record